AUGACUCUUUCCAUUUCGUCCCAUAUCCCGAGUUCUCCCUCGCCGCCGUCCUCGCGGACAACGUCUGAUGGUGAUCAAUUUCUAUCGGAAACGGAAAAAAACCUUGAUGAAGCUACUGCUCCACCACCAAUACUCGAUCUAUCGGAAGGAAAUACUCGCCAACAGGACUACCUAGAGAAUGUACGAUCCUCUACUUCUAAUCGGCACUCUGCAAGCCGAACAGCUCAACCCUCGGUGAACGACGACGAAGUGCAAGCCGAACCGCACGGACAAACAAGUCGCACUUCUAAAAUGUUGACAAAGGUCACCACCUACUGCUAUUUGAUAUUGUUUGCAAUUUCUGGAACGCUUACGCGAAUCGUCAUCGAAGCCUUGACAUAUUAUUCCGGGGCGCCUGUCUCAACCCCUGUUUUGUGGGCCAACGUAGGAGGCAGUUUUAUCAUGGGAUUCCUCAGCGAGGACCAGGCGCUUUUCAGUAUAGAGGUGGACCAUGAGGAUGAAUCAGUGCGCCGGACCCAUCAUACUGCUCAUAAGAAGACAAUCCCACUCUAUAUUGGCCUCACCACCGGAUUCUGCGGCUGUCUGACUUCCUUUUCGACCUUUGAGCGAGAUGCAUUCUUGGCUUUGGCAAAUAAUCUACCUAUCCCUCUUGGGCCGUAUUCCUCCCUAUCGAUUCUAUCUUCCACCGGCGCUGGGCAGGUACCGAACGGGGGGUUUAGUUUUAUGGCAAUCCUUGCUGUUAUUAUAACGGAAGUUUGCCUUUCCCUAGCUGCGCUAAAGGGAGGAGCACAUUUCGCCUUACUUACUUCCUCAUGGCUGCCGCAGAUUCCUCUUACAUACCUCCGGCGAUUUAUUGACCCCCUUGUAGUCUUUCUUGCUCCCGCAUCGUGGGUUGCGCCUAUAUGCCUCGUGGCUCUACUUCCGAGAUCCGGUGGUUAUUCCUUCUCAUGGGACCCCGAAACCUGGCGUGGCCCAUUUCUUUUCUCGCUCGUAUUUGCACCUGUCGGGUGCUUUAUGCGAUUCUUCCUCUCAUUAAAACUUAACCGAUACUUUGCUCAAUUUCCUGUGGGAACAUUUGUUUCCAACUUGGGAGGAACAAUGAUUCUGGGUAUGGCAUUUUCGCUGCAGCAUGCGGCCUCUGGAUCUUCCGGGCUUGGGGGUUUCAGUCAGAUAGGUUGUGAAGUGCUGCAGGGCAUCAUGGACGGAUUCUGUGGGUCCAUGACUACAGUAAGCACCUGGGUGCUUGAACUUUCGGAUCUCAGGCGAAGACACGCUUAUUCUUAUGGGCUUGUUAGCAUUGUUGUCCCUUUUGCCAUGUUGGUGAUUGAGAUUGGACCCUUACGGUGGACCCAGGGGUUUGCGUCCCCGGUAUGUUAUAGAUAA
This is a messenger RNA of Talaromyces rugulosus, 1383 nucleotides long. RefSeq lists its product as uncharacterized. Bases 1 to 1383 code for a protein of 460 amino acids. Gene Ontology annotation, biological process: fluoride transmembrane transport. Gene Ontology annotation, molecular function: fluoride transmembrane transporter activity. NCBI's taxonomy places the organism in Eukaryota, Fungi, Ascomycota, Eurotiomycetes, Eurotiales, Trichocomaceae. The transcript has a single exon. The record is from RefSeq and is a predicted model, not a curated record. Gene Ontology annotation, cellular component: membrane.